Carcharodon carcharias (great white shark) is the source of this 595-nucleotide messenger RNA. Its product is annotated as aladin-like. The record is from RefSeq and is a predicted model, not a curated record. Gene Ontology annotation, cellular component: nuclear pore. NCBI's taxonomy places the organism in Eukaryota, Metazoa, Chordata, Chondrichthyes, Lamniformes, Lamnidae. The transcript has 6 exons. The coding region runs from base 146 to 595 and encodes 149 amino acids. Gene Ontology annotation, biological process: nucleocytoplasmic transport.
CGAGGGGUCGCCACGUUCAUUGGGUGAGGCAGAGAACGGGGCGUGGCCUGGCCUGAAGCGGGAGCGCAGUUCAGGCGCCUGGACAGCCGGGGGUUAGAGGCAGAGUGGAGCCGACACUGAGGCGCUGAGACGUCCGAUCCCGGCGAUGAUUUCCCUCACCUUGUUCCCUCCGCCCAGCACCGACGGCCGCGUCACCCUGUACGAGCUCAACAACGAGCUGGUGACCGGCCCCCACAGUGAAGCGGACGUGCAGGCUUUCCACCACCAGGUUCUCCGGUUACCUCCCGUAGCCAUCCAGAAGGACUGUCUGAAACAACACAGCCGGUCCGAGUACUGCACCAAGGCAGCUUUCAUACACCACUGCGAGUCCGUCUGGAAACGCAGCGCCAAUGCCUGGCAUGAAGCGGGACUCGCUGGCUUGCUCUGCGAGAUUACAAAGUCUGUCGAUGAAGCCCCGCGCUGGUUGAGGACAAUCUCUGCUUUUGCCUUGACGAUUUGCCACUGGGCUGCUUCACUACAUGGCUCCCUGUCUCCACACCUCACUCUCAGCACUGAGGCUCUGCUGUCCGAAUACUCCCAGGCGACAAACUGGUGA